AUUCUUCAUUUCAGUACCAGCGGUCUUCCGAAUCGGAGUACCUGCAAACAUCACAGUCCAAGCCCCUGGCCACACUCAUGCCUUUGAUGCAACCAUCUCGGUAAAAAGCUAUCCUGAUGAAAACAUCAGUUACUCUUCAGGCUCUGUUAAUUUAUCACCAGAAAAUAAAUUCCGAAACUCUGCCAUCUUAACAGUUCAGGCCAAACAGUUGUCUGAAGGACAAAGCUCAUUUUCAUAUGUGUAUUUGGAAGUCAUGUCAAAGCAUUUUUCAAAAUCAGAAAAAAUUCCAAUCAUCCAUGACAAUGGCUCUCUCUUCAUCCACACUGACAAGCCUGUCUACACUCCACAGGAGUCCGGUAGAGUAUCUGAUCCACCUGUGUUCUGCCCCGCCAUAUAUGGUAGAUGGACAAUUAAGGCUAAAUACAGAGAAGAUGCUACAACCAAUGGAACGACACACUUUGACAUUAAAGAACAUGAUAAAGCUUACAAAAUAACUCUCAUGCCAAUAAGUGACCUGCAGCACCAAGUGGCAAAUCAAGGUGAAGCACAAGGUGUGACUCUCCAGCCAGCAGAUUACCUGCAACAGAAAAUAAAUGAACGAGCUUCUACAUACAAACAUCAAGUGCCAAAGAAGUGUUGCUAUGACGGAGCUGUUCUUAAGAAAUAUGAAACCUGUGAGCAACGAGCUGAACGUGUGAAAAUAGGCCUCCUGUGUGUUAGAGCCUUCAUUUCCUGCUGUACCCUGGCAAAUGAGAUCAGAGCUAAUGACACUUUUAAACACAUUCAUGUGUCAAAGCAUCACUGUAAGUAUGGCAUUUUCUAUUGGAACCUUCUCAAAUCUGGAUAA
This is a messenger RNA of Cricetulus griseus (Chinese hamster), 847 nucleotides long. The record is from RefSeq and is a predicted model, not a curated record. NCBI's taxonomy places the organism in Eukaryota, Metazoa, Chordata, Mammalia, Rodentia, Cricetidae.